CGGGAGCUUGAUGUUGAUAAAGUAAAGCGCCGGAGUGCGGGCGAAGCAUGUGUAGGGCUCCGGGUCCCUGUCUCCGCCGCCGCCGCCGUCCGCGCCUCCCGCCGCUGGCCCGCCCCGGCCCCGGCCCGCGCCCCCGCGCCCCGCCGGCCUCCCGCGCGAGAUGAUGGACGGCCGCCUCCUGGAGCAUCCGCAUGCCCAGUUCGGGGGCUCGCUGGGCGGCGUGGUGGGCUUCCCCUACCCGCUGGGCCACCACCACGUGUACGAGCUGGCCGGCCACCAGCUGCAGUCGGCCGCCGCCGCCGCGGUGCCCUUCUCCAUCGACGGCCUGCUCAGCGGCUCGUGCGCCGCCGCCGCCGCCUCGGUGGUGAACCCCACGCCGCUGCUGCCGGCCGCCUGCGGGGUGGGCGGCGACAGCCAGCCCUUCAAGCUGUCAGACUCGGGGGACCCGGACAAGGAGAGCCCGGGCUGCAAGCGGCGGCGCACCCGCACCAACUUCACCGGCUGGCAGCUGGAGGAGCUGGAGAAGGCGUUCAAUGAGAGCCACUACCCCGACGUGUUCAUGCGCGAGGCCCUGGCGCUGCGCCUGGAUCUGGUCGAGUCCCGAGUUCAGGUCUGGUUCCAAAACCGCCGCGCCAAGUGGAGGAAGAAGGAGAACACCAAGAAGGGCCCGGGGCGGCCGGCGCACAACUCCCACCCGACCACGUGCAGUGGGGAGCCGAUGGACCCGGAGGAGAUCGCGCGCAAGGAGCUGGAGAAGAUGGAGAAAAAGAAGCGGAAGCACGAGAAGAAGCUGCUCAAGAGCCAGAGCCGCCACCUGCACUCGCCCGGCGGCCUGUCCCUGCACAGCGCGCCCAGCUCCGACAGCGACAGCGGCGGCGGCGGCCUGUCACCGGAGCCGCCCGAGCCGCCGCCGCCUGCCGCCGCGGCCAAGGGCCCCGGAGCGCACGGCGCUGGCGCGGCGGGAGCACCGCCCGCACCGCCUGGUGAGCCGCCUGCGCCCGGCACCUGCGACCCCGCCUUUUUCCCGAGCCAAAGAAGCGGCGCUGGCCCGCAGCCGCGGCUAGGCCGCCCCGUGGACAAGGACGCGGCCCCGUGUGCACCCGGGGCAGUGGCGGCUGAGCGCGGGGCCUCGGGCCCGCCCAAGGCCAGCCCGUUCAGCGUGGAGAGCCUGCUGUCCGACUCGCCGCCGCGCCGGAAAGCGCCCCCCGCCAACGCGGCUGCCGCGGGGCUGGACUUCACACCCGGGCUGCCGUGCGCGCCGAGGACCCUCAUCGGCAAGGGCCACUUUCUGCUUUAUCCCAUCACGCAGCCGCUCGGCUUCCUGGUGCCGCAGGCCGCACUCAAGGGCGGCGCGGGCCCUGAGCCCGCGCCCAAGGAUGCGCCUCCCGCGCCCUCCGUGCCGCCCGCUCCGCCUGCCCAGGCCAGCUUCGGGUCCUUCCAGGGGCCAGGCGGCGCUCCGGACUCGGCCUUUGCGCGCCGCAGCCCCGACGCUGUCGCCUCCCCGGGGGCCCCAACCCCGGCGCCUUUUCAGGAUGCCGCGGCCUCGGCCGAGGGCGGCGGUGGGGACUGCGCGGAUGCGGGCACCGCCUGCCCAGCGGCCCCGCCGCCGCUCGCGCCGUCGCCCGGGCCUGGCUUGCCGGCUCCCAGCCCCGCUGCAGAGCCAGCCGUCGGCGGGGCCCCCGAGCCAGGCGCCUCGACGGGACCCAGCGCGCUGGAUGGCGAGGAGCUGGCCAUGGACUGAGGGCGCGGCGGGCCGGGGAGGCGCUCAGCCGGCCUGUGCCCGCUCGCUCAGGCUCCGGCUCACACAGCAGAAUCAGGUGAUCGGCUUCGAAACACUGCUCUUUCCUCUUUCUUCCGUUUCCUUCCUUUUACUUUUAUUAUUAUUAUUUUUUUUUUUUUAAGAAAAACGCUGUUAUCAGUUCGGAUGUAGGCAGCAACCCAGGACCGGGGGGUUGAGACCCUCCUCCUCUCAAAGGAGCACAAAAAAAAAGAAAAGAAAAGAAAGCCCCACCCCCACAGAACCCACAACGAGAAUCCUCAGCCUCGUAAAAUGCAAAAAUGUCUAAGAAUAUUUAUAUAUGUACCAUUUUUUA
This is a messenger RNA of Capra hircus (goat), 2093 nucleotides long. It is a transcript of the gene UNCX, whose product is annotated as UNC homeobox. Gene Ontology annotation, biological process: regulation of DNA-templated transcription. The transcript has 3 exons. The record is from RefSeq and is a predicted model, not a curated record. Bases 161 to 1741 code for a protein of 526 amino acids. Gene Ontology annotation, molecular function: DNA-binding transcription factor activity, RNA polymerase II-specific; sequence-specific double-stranded DNA binding. Lineage: Eukaryota; Metazoa; Chordata; Mammalia; Artiodactyla; Bovidae.